AUGGCUCUCUCGGGAGCGCUGAAACGUUGCCAGAGGAUUGUUUCUUGGGUACCUGUUAUGAUCAUCACAUCGGUUGUGUUGUGGUCUUAUUACGCUUAUGUUUUUGAGCUGUGUUUGUUUACUCUCAGGAACACACUGGAAAAAGUGGCCUACCUUCUGGUGUUCCAUGUUUGUUUCGUGAUGUUUUCCUGGACCUACUGGAAGUCAAUCUUUACACCCCCCUCCUCACCUUCAAAAAAGUUUCAUCUUUCAUACACAGACAAAGAGAGGUAUGGAAAGGAAGAGAGGCCAGAUGUACAGAAGCAGAUUCUUGUUGAGAUAGCGAGGAAGCUCCCCGUUUUCACCCGAGCCCCAUCUGGAGCUAUCAGGUUCUGUGAUCACUGCCAGGUGAUAAAGCCGGACCGAUGCCACCACUGUUCCGCCUGUGAAAGGUGCGUCCUGAAAAUGGAUCACCAUUGUCCAUGGGUCAACAACUGUGUGGGCUUUAGCAACUACAAAUUCUUCCUGCUGUUCCUCACCUACUCCAUGCUUUACUGCAUUUUCAUUGCAGCAACCGUCUUCCGGUAUUUUCUCAUGUUCUGGGUGGGGAAACUCCCAAAUGGAUCUGCCAAGUUUCAUGUGCUUUUCCUACUAUUUGUGGCACUUAUGUUUUUUGUCAGCCUCAUGUUCCUCUUUGCAUACCACUGCUGGUUGGUGGCGAAGAAUAGAUCAACCUUGGAGGCCUUCACUGCUCCGGUGUUCCUGAGCGGACCAGAUCGAAGUGGCUUUGACAUAGGAGUCCGCAGGAACUUGGAGCAGGUCUUCGGAGAGGAAAGGAGACUCUGGCUGAUCCCAGUGUUCUCCAGCCUUGGUGAUGGCCAUUUCUUCCCCCUGAGGAGCCAGAAUGAAUCCCAGAAUCCCUUAUUAGCAAAUGAAGGACAGUGGGAGGAAGGCGGAUCAGAUGCAGAGAACACGGGGUCAGAGAAUGUGUUUGUACGCCUUUACUACAUUCUGCUGUUGGGAGUAUGA
This is a messenger RNA of Megalops cyprinoides (Indo-Pacific tarpon), 1008 nucleotides long. RefSeq names its product palmitoyltransferase ZDHHC15B-like. The transcript is spliced from 11 exons. NCBI's taxonomy places the organism in Eukaryota, Metazoa, Chordata, Actinopteri, Elopiformes, Megalopidae. Gene Ontology annotation, biological process: synaptic vesicle maturation; protein targeting to membrane; peptidyl-L-cysteine S-palmitoylation. Gene Ontology annotation, molecular function: protein-cysteine S-palmitoyltransferase activity. Bases 1 to 1008 code for a protein of 335 amino acids. The record is from RefSeq and is a predicted model, not a curated record. Gene Ontology annotation, cellular component: endoplasmic reticulum; Golgi apparatus.